Molecule: messenger RNA, 1802 nt
Organism: Pelobates fuscus (common spadefoot toad)
Lineage: Eukaryota; Metazoa; Chordata; Amphibia; Anura; Pelobatidae
Gene: TTC31
Product: tetratricopeptide repeat domain 31
Exons: 17
Coding region: 104-1645 (513 amino acids)
Molecular function (GO): RNA binding; protein binding
Source: RefSeq, a predicted model, not a curated record
UGGAGAGUGACCCGAGCAGGGUUGGCUUACAAUAUUUAUUAUGCUUCCAGUGGAUCCUGUGUCUGUAUAGUCAGUGAGCGGUGCACCUCUCGGACGCGUAGAGAUGGAUUCAGAUGACGACAGUUUUGCAGAUGAGUAUUAUUAUUAUAAUAGAUGUGAUGGGUAUGAUGAUGACGAUGAAGAAGAGGAUAGAAGUUUCGAUGACAGCUCUAGCUUGCAGACGUUUUUACGUCUGCGUUCAUCCCUUCUUUGCCCCAAUCAGCUGAGUUAUAAGUGGCCUGUCCCCACUCCAAUUACACAAGAGGAGGCCGACCGGAACGCAGAGGAGCUGUUAGAACAGGAGAAGAAAGAGAAGGAGAAAGUAAAUAAGAAGAGGCUGAAAAAGAAGAGACAGAAAGAUCGCAAGCGUCAACAGAAACUUGAUGCGUCAAAGGACAAGAACAAGUGCUUCGUUAAAGAUGAGAUGCCAGAUGCCAAUUUCACCUCUAUGGCCUCGAAUACUGGGUCAGCAGAUGUGGAAUCCGUUAAGGAAAGCCUCCACCAAACAGACAGAGAUAUGCCAGAUGACAAUCAACGCUAUGUGGCCUCCAAGACUGAGUCAGUAGAUCUGGAAUCUGUUAAAGAAAACCUCAGCAAAUCUGACACAGAAGACGACCUUGAUCUUCAGAGCACGUUUGUCCAAAAGGCUAAAAAAAAGGUGGAAAAUAAGCCCAAAUCUGAGAAGAAUGAUAAAGAUAAUGAAUGGUCUCGGAAUAGAGUGUUAGAGAGGUCCCAGGAGAGAAUCCCCAAGAAAGCUGUACCAACAUCUAAAGCCAAUAUUGCGGAUCAAUAUCAAAUCCAGCAGAGUAUGGAUCUAGCCAACAUCGGCAACAAUAUGGCACAAAGAGAACACUUUAUAGAGGCCGUGAGAUAUUAUACAGAAGCUUUAACGCUUAACCCAACAGAUUGCAGGUUCUUGGGUAACCGUUCUUACAGCUAUGAGCGCUGCGGGAAAUAUAACGAAUCGCUGCUCGAUGCGGAACAAGCUCUCUUUCUCCAGCCACACUUUAUUAAGGGCUACUUCAGGAAGGGCAAGGCGCUGAAAGGACUCCAGAGAUACGCGGAGGCUAUAGCUGCCUUUCAGAAAGUCUUGGCAUCGGAUGUAAAUCACACCGAAGCUGCCACUGAGAUAUUACAGUGUCAGCUAGAGAUGCAGGCUUCAACAAACAGAGUGAAUGUUCCUAAUAGCUCCCCCCUUAGUCCUCCCCUCAUCCCACCUGAAGCUGCAGAUGGGGCUCGUUAUUUGGUUUAUAAGCGUUCCGACGUAAACAUACCCAUUAUGAAACCAAAACCCUCUGUUUCAAGUAAAAUGCUUCCCACCAUGAGUAAGCUUUACCCUGUCUGGGUUGGUAAUGUCACAAAUAAAAUAACAGAGAAUAUUUUAAGAGGAAAAUUUGAACAGUUUGGUCCAAUCCAUUCAAUGCGUAUUUUAUAUAGCCGAACCUGUGCUUUUAUCAAUUUUACUGCCAAGCAAGAUGCUGAGAGAGCAUUCAGAGCAUUGCAGGGUUUGAACGUUGAAGAUACCACCUUUGUGUUACAAUUGAGGAACCCAGAGCAUUCUGAUCUCAAUGUGUCCAAGAUUGGAACCACGCAGCCAGUGAAGUGAGAGGAUGGAAGUGAACUGGACACGUGCUGGCCAAUUGGUUUCUGGUUUAUAUGGAAUACAUUUUGGCUGACGAACAGCAUAUCAUAUAAAUAUUUUGUCUUCUGCUGAUUCAAGUAAUUCAAUACCUUUUCAAUAAAAAUAUAUAAUUUUUUGUGAA